Messenger RNA from Brassicogethes aeneus, 6887 nucleotides. NCBI's taxonomy places the organism in Eukaryota, Metazoa, Arthropoda, Insecta, Coleoptera, Nitidulidae. The record is from the annotation of a GenBank genome assembly.
CGAAUCGAACCGCCACCUCUAGCGGGGACCGGUACGGGUGCCCUAACAGGUGAAGCAGCUUACCUGGGCUCAGUCUUGCCGCGAUCUCGCGCAUAUACGUCUACUUUUGUGAAAGUACCAGUCAGCAGCGCGCACCACUUGCCUGUAGGUACCACCACCUCCUCUAUACUCUUGUGUCAGUGCCUUUUCAAGGGACAGUGUUAUAGACUUUUUGUUCGAUGUAAUGGAUGCAGACAGCAGCUACGGAGGUAGCGACACAGCCCAAGACUGCAACUCCACCCAAGAAAACAACUCUUCCCUGGACACCACGAUCCCACACCACGAGGUGGAAGUAACCAUGGCAACCCUCAAUGAAAGCGAACCUCAAUUCUACCACAAAAACGAGGUGACCCUGCCUGUAAACUACGACGAAACGGACGACGUACCGGCGGAGUUUGCGAAAUCGAAGGAGCCUCAUUACCUCUCCACGGCCAACUUGAACAUCAACGAGACGCUGGAACACCACAGCAAUCUGGAGGAGAUGAGCAGGAAUUACAAGAGUACCAACUAUUUAAAUGCCGAAAGCCCCAAAAUCAAGGAUUCUAGUGGGGGCGUUGACAACAUGGCCUACCAGGACGAGGAGAUGGGCAAUGGAAGUGUCAAAAGUACCUUCGACAGCAAGAAGCCUUACAAUGGAGACUACAAGAAGAAUUAUCCAGAAAUAAACAUGGGUACUCCCGCCAAAGCCAAGCAAGAGGAACCGCCGGCAGAGGCGGUAAACUUGGAACUGAUAAACUUGAAACCCAACCAGGAUGUGACGGGACCAUAUGCAAUGGGCAACGGUUCGAACGGGAUGAAUGGUAUGACCGAAAUUCCGAUGAAAAAAGAGAGGGACGAAACUGAAAGUCACCCGUACAACGACUACUUCGUUCCUGUAAACGAACACAAGAAAUAUAUGAGAAGGAGCCGUAACAGUGUGACCUUCGCCGAAGAAGGCUCCAAAGAAAGCUCUGGCAUUGAAAUCGAAACGCACCCGAAAAAAUUAUCGACCCACUCCAUGAAACGUUCCUCCUUGCCUGAGAGGUCGCAACUGCCGGCCCCCCCAGCCCCCCCGGCGGCGAAUACCGGCCCCCCGGUAGUCAUACUGGAUUUCCCGGCCGAAUGGCUGGCCCAAAGAAACGCACGAGGCGAGAAGCUGUAUCUGACGAUGGACAAAAGAAACAAAAAAUCUAAGGGAAAAUGCAUAUGCUGGGGACUUUGCAUAUGUGUGGUGGCAGCCCUGAUCAUCGUGGCUAUAUGUGCUGCUGUUGGUGUCUUCAGUAACCAAGCCGCUCAACCAAUAACAGCUAGAAACUUCCACACCGCUUCAGUGUUAGGAGUUGGUUCCAAUCCAGGUAAUUCGAGUGAAGUUAGGAAAAAUACUCCAUCACCCCCGCUAAGCACCAUACCAAAUAUACCCCCCUCUACUGAAACUACUGCUAUAUCGAUACCUCGAACUUUAGAAUCACAGAUGAGAAUAGACAACUUUGAAUUCAUGCCAGAUUUAUCCAACAAAAGUUCGAAAGAAUUCCAAACGAUGGCAAGCAAACUUGAAAACGAAAUCAUGAAAAUUUUAAUAUCUGAUGAAUCACUCAAAAACGCAAAUGCUACUUUUAAAGUUAAGGUGGUUGACUUUACCAUUGGAAGUAUCGUAGUUAAAUACCGUAUCUCAUGGGACUUCAAAGAUGAUGCAAGCAACUCCCAAACAGACCCGAUCGAUCCAGAAAUGCUCAAAAAGAAAGUUUCUGAAAUGUUAACUGCCAACAACGAGUAUAUCCAAGACUUCCACGUACCAAAAACCGAAGUAACAUCAAACAAAGUACUGGAUCUCUGCAAAAUCGACAACAACGACUGCGAACACGACUGUCUUUUCGACUAUGAAUCGCUAGACUUCACUUGCACAUGUCCUCCAGGCCAAUCUCUUAAAACUGACGGCAAAACUUGCGAAAUACACGUACAUCAAGAAUGGGAAGAUCAUGCUGAACAUGUCUACGAACCAAAUUCUGAACCGGUCCCCAAAACAGAACCUGAACCGACUGCAGAACCAACUUCAAAACCUGAACCAUCAGCUGAACCUGAACCAACGUCUGAGCCCGAACCUAAAUCCGAACCAGAACCUUCGGCAGAGCCAACUUCAGAACCGGAACCUAAAUCUGAACCUGAACCAACAUCAGAACCAACAUCCAAACCAGAACCUUCUGCAGAACCAGAACCAACAGCUGAACCAGAACCAAAAUCUGAACCUGAACCAAGUGCAGAACCAACAGCUGAACCUGAACCAAAAUCCGAACCAGAACCCACCGCAGAACCAGAAUCCAAAGUAGAACAUUUAACCACAACAACCAUUAGAACACAUGAAGAAUACUUUCUUGUAAGUUCAACACCGGAACCCUUGUCGGAACCUGAACCAACCUCGGAACCAGAACCAAAAUCAGAACCUGAACCAACCGCCGAGCCCACCGCAGAGCCAGAACCAAAAUCAGAGCCUGAACCAACCGUCGAGCCUUUGGCAGAGCCGGAACCCACUUCUGAGCCAGAACCAAAAUCAGAACCCGAACCAACUGCAGAGCCUUCACCUGAACCAGAACCAAAAUCAGAACCUGAAACGACUGCAGAGCCAUCAGCAGAACCUGAACCGACUUCUGAACCCGAACUCAAAUUAGAAUCAAAGUCAACAGUGGAACAAACUUCGAAACCGGAACCAAGUGCCGAACCUGAACCAACUUCAGAACCAAAUGCUGAACCAACAUCCAAACCAGAACCUUCUGCAGAACCAGAAACAACUUCAGAGCCCAAUGCAGAACCCACAUCUAAACCUGAACCUUCAGCUGAACCUGAAGCAACUUCCGAACCGGAACCUACUUCAGAACCAACAUCUAAACCUGAACCUGAACCAAAAUCUGUACCCGAAACAACCGUAGAACCGAAAUCAGAACCUGAACCAACUGCAGAACCAGAACCAAGCAGUGAAAAAUCCGAAUCUGAAAAGGCCGACAUUCAAGUAGAUUUGGCUAAAACCGAAGAACCAAUGAACAAGGAAACAACUGUAGAACCAACAGAAACCACUACUUCAGAAGACGAUAGCUUGCAUAUUUACAUUCCUAAAGCAGAAAUACGUCAUUCACCAACUACCACAGAAGAACCUAGUACUACAUUGGCAAUGGAACCUGCUAAAGAGACAAUGAUUGAAGAGAUACCUAAAAUUAAAGAAGAAAGUAGGUCUGAGCAAAGUACCACUACAGAAAAGGCAGUAGAAGAUGCGAGAAACCAAGGGUUCUUUAUUCCUGUAAUUGUUGGUACAGAGCAUAACCAAACAACAACGAUUGAUGUUACUACAACACCAGAAACUUCUACUAUUCCUUUGGUUGUCAAUGAUAUUCCAGUAGUAGUUAAGAGCAAUAUUCAAGCGAUUAAAAGCAAUAAUACAAGUCAGGAGUCAAAUCUUCUUCUCGAGCAAACUGAACACCCCAACAUUGUUGAUAUGAACCCGUUCUUGCCUUAUAUUGAUAACGAUACAUCGUUCAUUAAUACGUUAGGUUCUGACGAUCAUUUUAUUGGCCACCACAUUAUUCAAAACGAAACUGAAUCCUCUGAAAAUGAAAAUGAUAAUAAACCUCCAAGACUAGAUAAUGAUCAAAUAAAUAUCACAAAUCCACAGGACCCCAACCCUACAGAUACCGCUGUAUUGAAAGUGGAACCACUAGAUAAUGAAGCAAAAGAAGAUACAAGUCCAAGCUCAGAGAUUACUACAAUGGCAUCAACAACUAUUGCCACAGAAGUAAAAAUGACCACAAUGCCAACCAUGGAAGCCAAAGAAGAAGAAGUCACUUUGAACCCAGAGUUUAUCAACAGCAUUCACAGCAAUAAAGUAUUUGAACAGUCCAUCCUACAAACAGAACAACCCAGCUCUACCACAACAACGGAAAAAGAAGUAAUCAACAUGAGUGAAGUGAGCUCAAGCACCGAAGACUUGAUCGCAUUGGAAACGACUACAAACGGGCUUAAAAUGAACAUGGAUAAUAUGACGAGUCCACUCGAAGGCACCACAAUUCAUGCAGAGAUAAUAAAAACAGUAAAUGAAGUCGUUAAUGUUGUCAAUGAUAGUGAAAGUACCACAAGUGAAAACAAUCUUUCUUCCACCACUGAGGCAGCUAAAAACGAAUACAAAGUCAACGAAUCCACAGAUGAUAUCACAACAACUGAGAAACUGUUUGUCUUAUCUAAAGCCACGACGAAAUCGAACGAUAUCGACUUGUCGACGAACCAAGACUUAUCUGUGGAACCUUUAACAAAAGAUAACAGUUUGCAUGAUGAGGAUACCUUCAACCAAUUGGACUCCGAUGACUCCAAUAACUUCAACGAGCUGGAUAAAGCUAUUACAACCGAAGAACCCGUCACUAUAGCUUCGGAUGAAACCGAGAAGUACCAAAAACCGGGCAAGAAGAGCUACUUGGAUGAUAAAUCCAAAUUCAAAGCCAAACUGGACAAAGAAAUGAUGAUAACAACGGAAGAAUACGAAGCCUCCACUAAUAUAGCUGAUGUUAAACCGGUAACCGAAGACUUUACUUUGCAUAGUUUCUCUAGAUGUACUUCUGAACAAUUCCAAUGUCAAAAUGGCACCGCUACCAAAAAUGGUAGCUACUGUAUCUCCAUAAAGGAUAGAUGCGAUUCGGUUGAUGACUGUACCGAUGGUUCGGAUGAGGUUAACUGCCAAGAAGAGGGAUGCCCUAAUAACUUCAAAUGUGCCAGCGGUCAAUGCUUGAAGAGACACCUAGUGUGCGAUGGCGUCAUCAACUGUAACGAUGGCACAGACGAGGAACAAUGUGCAUUGUGGACUUGUUCUUCGGAUGAAAUCUCUUGCGGUGAGGGUAAACGUUGUAUUCCAUCAUUGUGGAAGUGCGAUGGUAAAGCCCAGUGUCCAAAUGGUUCAGAUGAAAUCAACUGUCAAGGAAGCACUUGCCAGGAUGAUCAUUUCUACUGCAAGGAAUCCGAUAAAUGCAUUCCAAGAACUUGGUUGUGCGAUGGAGAAUCUGACUGUGCUGAUAGAGAGGAUGAGCAGUCUUGUGAAUGUGCCCCAGAAGAGUUUAAAUGUGCGACUGUUAGUGGUUGCACCACCAUGGAACAACGUUGUAACGGUAUCUACGAAUGUUUAGAUAGAUCGGACGAAUGGGACUGUCUAAGAUUGAACAAUAAGGAGAAGAAUGUUUUGGAAGUGCAAGCUAAGAAUAAUACGUGGUACCCAGUUUGUUUCGACAAUCUAAAUGAAACCUAUGCCAACUUGGCAUGUGAAGCUCUUGGUUUCGCUGGAUCUGCAUCAGUCGCAUCCAUGAUGAAACCAGAAGGUUUAAAUGUUGAGGGAUACUACAAACUCAAAGCGCAAUUGACUUAUGGUGCGCCAAUAUUAACUCUGCUCGAGAAAACUGAGUCGUGCACGAAUAUAGUAUCAUUGAAUUGCCAGGAAUUUUCAUGCGGCAGCGAAUCGAGCGUGGAAUCACAAUCGCCCAGGAUCAUUGGAGGUAGCAAAGCCACCGACACCCAAUGGCCGAGCCUUGCUUUACUGUACAACAAAAAAGAAAACGUUCAAUGUACCGCAACGGUUAUAUCGCCCUUAUGGGUGGCUGCCAGUUACUCCUGCGUUACCUCUAAAGAUGCACGUGAUUGGAUGCUAUACGCUGGCAGUACCAGUUUCUUUGGAGGCGAUAACUCUACGACACAAUCUAAAAGAGUCAAGGAGAUAGUCGUACACCCACAGACUAAAUUUGUCCAAUUCCAAUACAACAACGAUGUAGUUUUGGUAAGGUUAGACAGUGCCUUAACGCUUACAAGAAACGUAAGUGCUAUCUGUCUACCAGAUAAAGAUAUAGAACCAAGGCAGCUGUGUGUUAUUGCUGGGUGGGGAGUUAGCCAACCAGGAGAAUCCAACAAACAACAAUACCUACACUACCUACCGAUACCUUUGGUGGAUACAGAAGAAUGUAACUCCACAAAACAUUACAAUGGUAUGAUCAACAAGGACAAGAUCUGUGCUGGUUUUACAGACCCCGAGAAAACGCCAUGUUAUAACGAUGAGGGUGCUCCUCUGAUGUGCUUUGAGGACUCGACGCACACCUGGGAACUACAGGGCGUGCUCUCGCACAACGAGAACUGCGGAAAAUCCAAGCACCCCGCCAUCUACACAGCAAUAAACGAAAAACUCAGACAGUGGGUGCUCAGCACUGUGGGUAGACCGUCUCUCAUGAGAUCUGUCUGAUUUGUUCUCGAAUAAUUUUACGCAGGUAACUGUUAAAUUCGCUGUGAUCAAACCCCUAAUGUUUUUGUAGCAGGCCGUGUUAAAAAUGUCACCGAUAAUAAAGGCCUGGUUAUGUAAAUGAUGAAUAAUAUUUUUAUAGACUGUACAGUUUGUGUAGAUGAAUCCUAAUUAUUUUUGUGGCAUAUUUUUUCGAUUCGGUCAUAUUUUGUAAUUAGCUCAAUCUGUAUUGUUAUUUGUUAUUUUUUACCUUUUCAUUGUUUUUUUUUGUUUUGUGUACCAACUUUCACUGUUAUUUUAGAGUCUGAAAAAAUUGAGAGUGAAAGCAGUCACAUACGUCAAAAUCUACUUAUUUAAUAAUUUAUGUAUUUUUUAGUAUCAACCAGCAAGUUAUUGUAAAUAAUGUGUAUAUUUAAGUACUAUCUACAGUAAGAUUAAUUUUGGUCGAUUUUAUUUUUUAACAUAUUAAAACCCGUCCGUAGAGAAUUUUUUUGUAUCGCUAGUCAAGCUAUUCGUGCCAAUGUGCAGGUGAGACGGCAAAGACCAUGUAUAUACUCUUUUAAAUAUUAUGUACUUAUGUAGGUAUUACGCUAGUUUGUAAUGAAAAGUAUAUUAUGAAUAA